AAGGAUUUUCAAAGCAUUUCACUUUUGUUUCCCCCCCUUGUUUACUGCAGAUUAUAUAUAUACAUAUAAGAGAUCCAUAUCUGAAACACUUGUGAAUCAGUGCUUGUAACAUAAACUUGUCCAGUUUCCCAACACAUAUUCCUGUUUCUUUUAGGACAAUGAGAGAUAUUAUUUCAUGUUUUAGUGAAAACGCUGUAAAUGUUUCUCAUUCUUCAUGUUCAAGCAAUGUCUGUAGCACUCAAAGCUUAGUUCCUUCACUAAAAAGUGCAGUCACAGGUGUUUACCAAGUGAUUCUUUCCAACGGCAAGUACCUGUUGAUCAGAGUCACAUGGUCCAAGAAUCAGACCGGUGAAGGCCUUGCCAUAAACUUUGGUGACGAUGACCCCUUGACAUGUUUCAACAUCAAAACGAAUUCGAGGAUUUUCGGGAAGAAGAAAGGAAAUAGAGUGACUGAAUCCGGUCACUCGAAGAUCGAAGUCUUUUGGGAUCUUUCGACAGCAGAAUACCACACGGGACCGGAACCGGUCGAUAGGUUCUAUGUUGUGGUCGUGGUCGAUUCAGAGAUAAGCCUUGUUCUAGGCCGUGUGGGUGAAAAAAAUAUUGUGAAAAAGCUCAAGACUAGCACCACCAAAGUGGCGAAAUCCUCUCUCGUAAGUCGGCAAGAACAUUGUUCGGGCAAUACACAUUAUUCCACCAAGGCUCGAUUUUGUGACACGGGCAUUGUACACGAUGUUUCGAUAAGAUGCAGCGUAGAACAUCAAGGCCUAAAGCAUCCGGUUUUAUCGGUUUGCGUCGACGAUAAGAAUGUGAUUCGUGUGAAGAGGCUGCAGUGGAAUUUUAGAGGAAACCAGACGUUUUUUGUUGACGGAUUGUUAGUUGAUCUGAUGUGGGAUGUCCAUGACUGGUUCUUCAAGCCCGUCUCCAGCUCUGCCGUGUUCAUGUUUAGGACGAGAAGUGGACUCGACAGCCGGCUUUGGUUGGAGGAGAAGUUGUUGCAGAAAGAACAUGACAGAGCUGGAUUCUCUUUGUUGAUAUAUGCAUGUAAGAGCACAUAAACAAAACUAUUUCACUUUUGUUCAUAUUUGGUUAU
This is a messenger RNA of Hibiscus syriacus, 1090 nucleotides long. RefSeq lists its product as uncharacterized. The record is from RefSeq and is a predicted model, not a curated record. The coding region runs from base 159 to 1055 and encodes 298 amino acids. The transcript has a single exon. NCBI's taxonomy places the organism in Eukaryota, Viridiplantae, Streptophyta, Magnoliopsida, Malvales, Malvaceae.